AUGUACUGGAAAGAUGCAAAGAGACCCGAUUCCUUAGCCGUCCUUGCGGAUAAACUGGCAGACUUUGGAAGUGUCGCCCCAGAAAAAGAACCAUACCUUCUUCAUUGUAAAGUGUAUCGUGACAAUCGAUCCAUUAGUUCCACUCAAUUGCAACAGCAAUUAAGAUUCAUGUACACAAUUGGCACGCGACAUGGGCAACAGCUGUUUUAUACGCUGGUUGACGAUGUCGUGGUGGAGUCGGAACGUGAGACCGAGUUGAUUAUGGAAAAAUUGAAGAAUUUAUGGGGUUUAAGACAAAAUGCGACUAUUGAGAGUCAUACUUUUCCGGUUGGAGAUUUUGUAGUUCGUCUUGGAAAGUUGAAUGUCAAUUCCGAUUACAAAGGAAUUAUGAUUGAGAUUGAAUAUCGCCCAUUAUCACAUCCAUAUACCGCGGCUCCGAUUCUUCAAGAAUUCAAAGACAUGCUAUUACCCGCCGAUGCGCAGAUAGCACAAUGGAUUUCUGGGGCCACGUCAGAUGACACUUUUGCCAAAGUCGGACUGUCCGAAGAAGUGUACACCACUUCACAUACAAUGUAUCAGUAUAUGCAACUAUUAAAAAUUGAGAAUUUUUGA
Messenger RNA from Ambispora gerdemannii, 612 nucleotides. The record is from the annotation of a GenBank genome assembly. NCBI's taxonomy places the organism in Eukaryota, Fungi, Glomeromycota, Glomeromycetes, Archaeosporales, Ambisporaceae.